CCUACCCCCCUCACCCCAAACACUAUCAUAUCACGUAGUGUGUGUACAUCUCACACAACCUCAACCAAAAACAACAUAGCAAAACAGUGGGAGGAAACCCAUGGACAGUAGUUCCGAUGGCAGUACAUUCUUUUCUGUCUUGCAUUAGCUGAAACUAGAAGGAAACUUUCCAUUCAUCAUGCUUUUACAAUGAGCCAUCUGUAACAUGAUGUCAACAGUGAUGGCUGUGUCUGGUGGCUCUCAGGCAUCAGGUAGUGGUGGUUUUCAUUCAAAAGAACGAGAACAGUUGAUGUCAGAUUUACAUGAUGCUGUCAAGAAAUGUCAAGUUCGAUUUGGGGGGCGAGCGGAACUUGCUACUGAGUCAGAUCCGCAUGUCGCUGCCCUAUGCAGUCGACUGGAAGCCGCUCUAUCUCAUGGAUUACGAGUCAAACCACUGAAUAAAUCCAGCUCUGCAUUUAAGCAAAUGACAGAAAUUGUUUCUACCAGCUUAUUGCUGAACCGGACUGAAACCAGCAGUCAUGUAUCUUUUUGGCAUUAUGUAGCUGAGCACCUGACCAAACAUGAGUAUGAACGCUAUCUUCUUCUCAAGCAGGUGUGGACUGAUAUUGGAAGAGGUAGAGCUUGGCUUAGGUCAUCUCUGAAUGAGCAUUCACUAGAACGGUAUUUACAUUGCUUACUUGGGAAUCCUCAACAAAUGUCACAGUAUUAUGAAGACUGGUCAUUGUUAUUGGACCAAGAAUUAUCCAGCAACCUUCCAACUAUGGCCAGAGGCUUAGGACCUAUUUUAUUUGCUAUUAGUAUUGAUAAAAUAGAGUUGAAUCAGUGGGGACCUUCUAAGGGUCCAAACAAUAGUUCUUCUGAUCCUUCCCUAUCAAGAUCGGAACCAAUAAUAAUUGCUGAUGUCCAAAAUGACAACAGUAGCUCUGGAAGUGGCAGUAUGGGAAGCAGUGGCAAUAAAAAGAAAACUGACAGCCGGAGAAGGAGGAAAGGCCCUGCUAAUAUUAUUUCUUUCGAUGAUGAUGACACUGUCUCACAGAGUAUAAAGGCCAAUAUGAGGCCUUUUGAUUUUAACAGUGCACCUGCUACAUGUUUAAGUUCACCAGUCACUGUUCCUGUUACUGACUCUGAUCAAAAAGGUGGCAGUGGUUCUUUCACAUCUGCUGGAAUCAUAAAAACAAAUGAACAAGUUGAGGACCUUGGGAGUGGCUUGACCGAAAACGGUCCUGAGAAGCCUGUUACAGAACAAACAUCUGUUGAACAGAUUUUGAAUACUCCUACAAUAAAUCCCUCUCCUCCUGUUGUAAAAGUAGAAAUGCAAUGCUCUGAUGAAGAAGGAGAUGUAACAAUUAAGAGCAAAUCUGGACACAUAUCAAGGAUAACUGAGCAGCUCCAGACCUUGACUCCAGUGAACAAUUUAAAUGUUGGUGAAUUAAUACCAGUGUCUAUGAAUGAGGAGGCCCAUUCGGAAGAAGAUUCACUCUCAGUUCCAAGCUAUUCUGAGGAUACAGACUGUGCUGCUGCAGCCCUCAUUGCAACACAGAAAUUACUUCAGAACACUACAUUAGACUAUAAUCCCCCUGAACAGCCCUCAAGCAGUGCUCGGACAAAGAGUAAAGUGGAACUUCCUGCCCAUGUCAAUGGUGAAGUACGAGAUGCACUUCUUGCUGUCCUUACCCGCAAGGAAGAGUUACAAAAAGAAAAUCGUCAUUUGAGAAGAGUGAUGGAGGAAAGCCAAGAAAAGGUUAAUACACUUCAGGCAGAAAUAGCUGAAGCAUCUAGAGUCCAUUCUGAAAAAAUGGAACGUGUUGAAAAUCGUUUACAAUCUUUAAACAGGGAAAAUGAAUUAUUGAAGCACCAGUUAAGAAAAUAUGUGGGUGCCGUUCAGAUGUUGCGUAGGGAUGGUGCUCAGGCACAUGAAAUGUUAAGUCAAUUGGCUGGAGGGCAAUUGGUUGGGGAUCCUCCAGAUUAUCACUCAGAAGCUCGUGAAUAUGAAAAAAAACUCAUUCAGGUUGCUGAAAUGCAUGGUGAGUUAAUGGAAUUCAAUGAACGACUUCAUCGUGCCCUUCAAGCCAAAGAAGCUGUGUUACGCAGGCUGAGAGAUGAACUUGUUGAUUUACGAGGCCCCUUGCCAGAUGAACCAGCAACCUCUGAUGAUGAUGCCCACAGUGUAACAAGUGAUUAUGAUGGAGGCUCGAUUUGCACCGCAGCACGUGCAUUGGUCAAUAUAUGGGUACCUUCGGCUUUCUUGACUGGAGGCUCGUCUGAUGUUCAUCAUGUUUAUCAAGUGUUUAUAAGAAUAAGAGAUGAUGAAUGGAAUAUAUAUCGUCGCUAUGCCCAGUUUUAUGCCCUUCAUAAGGACUUGAAAAAGCAAGAUGCUGUGGUCGGAACUUUUGAUUUCCCUCCCAAAAAGGCCUUGGGAAAUAAGGACGCUCGUUUUGUAGAGGAACGGCGUAAAAGACUUCAACAUUAUUUGAGAUGUGUUAUGAAUCAUUUAAUUCAGUCUAAUGCUGAUCUUGCCUCUUCUCCUGAUAAGGAAAUUUUAGUGCAAAUGAUUCCAUUUUUUGGAGAAAUGUGUAAUGGGGGUGAUGAUAGGACACGCAGAAAACGAACGAGUUCCCGAAAUCCCUUUACUCGACUUACACGAGUGAAUCCUGAAAUUCAGCCUGGUGGCUCAGCUCCUCAGUACACUGGUCUGUAAUUCAGUUUUUGAAAUAACUUGCUCAAGGGCCGUGUUCCGUCCUCCACACUUUCCUUCCUUGAUAACGUCAUUUGUGUAUCCAUGUAACACUGAUCAAUACAAAUAGGUAUUAAUGUAUCCAUAAUGUUUCUGGAAUGAAAUGAAGUAGGCUUUGGAUUUAAGCUUCAAGGGGGAGCCAUGGAGAAGCCUCCUAUCGUUAUUGUCCUUGACUCUACCUGUCAUUUCAUCUGUGGGAGCACUUCUAUUUGUUGGUGACACUGACACCUAGUUUUCUGCAGCUCCCCUGCAAGUUCCAUUAAAAAAAAAAAUUAUCGUGUAUGUUAUGUAGUUUGCUAGUUCCCUGAGUGGUAGUUUUUUUACCUUGAACCAAACUUAUUGUUAUAUGUACUAAAGAAUCCAACAAUCGUUGUUGAAUUCAUAUUUAUGAAUUUAUUUACCUGGAACUAGCUUACCAUUAAGGUUUAUCCUUCUUUUUCACAUGUUGAUAUUCUGAAAGUUUUCAAAAGGAUGAUAAAUUUUAUGUCAAUUAUUGUAGUAAUAGUUGAGGUGUCUUGUGAUAGGAAGUGCCAAUUCCAGCUGUAGGUAUUACAUCCUUAGUCAUCACACAGAACAUUUUCACUGAAGCAACUCUCUCAAGUCUUCAAAAACAAAUAUGUUAUUGUGGUUAUGGCUUGUUCCUAUUUUAUAUUUCACACUGUUGAUUUUAUACAUGAUCUUUGUCUUGGUUUUAAAAAUGAUUGCCUCAUCUGUUUUAAACUGUUUUGUCAAUGUUCAGGAGCUUAUUGUAGAAAAUACUCAAAACUUCAAGUGUAAUUGCUAUUCAUGCAUCCACCAAUCACUUAACUUCUCAGAGAAAAAUUCUAAAGACCUUAAGAUCUGAUAAUGUUUUA
Thrips palmi is the source of this 3588-nucleotide messenger RNA. RefSeq names its product sorting nexin-29. NCBI's taxonomy places the organism in Eukaryota, Metazoa, Arthropoda, Insecta, Thysanoptera, Thripidae. The transcript is spliced from 14 exons. The record is from RefSeq and is a predicted model, not a curated record. Gene Ontology annotation, molecular function: phosphatidylinositol binding. The coding region runs from base 206 to 2698 and encodes 830 amino acids.